Kogia breviceps (pygmy sperm whale) is the source of this 3174-nucleotide messenger RNA. It is a transcript of the gene DLGAP2, whose product is annotated as DLG associated protein 2. Gene Ontology annotation, cellular component: glutamatergic synapse; postsynaptic specialization. Gene Ontology annotation, biological process: signaling. Gene Ontology annotation, molecular function: molecular adaptor activity. The record is from RefSeq and is a predicted model, not a curated record. NCBI's taxonomy places the organism in Eukaryota, Metazoa, Chordata, Mammalia, Artiodactyla, Physeteridae.
GUUUUGAAACAGGUUUUGCCCGGCAUUCUGCAGAAGCAUUGCUGUAUCUUACCAGACAGGAACACAGAGUCCCAGUGCACCCUCUGCGGGGAGCCGGAAGAGGAAGAGGGCGGGGACCUGGUCCAGCCGGGCAUCAGCUUUCCGGGGCCGGCCGAGGAGGAUCUAGACCAGCAGCACUCAUGGUCCCCGACUCAGCACUUCAAUGAAGAUCGGUACUCCCCAGCGCUGAGGACUAUGAAAGGCUUGUCCGGGAGCCGGAACCCGCCCUCGCUGUGCUCUGGCCACACCUGUGGCUUGACGCCCCCCGAGGACUGCGCGCACAGCCACGGCCACCUGCACCGUGGCCCGGAGGCGCGGCAGCCCUACCUGCUCAGCCCGGCCGAGAGCUGCCCGAUGGAGCGUCACCGCUGCUCCCCGCGGACCUCCGUCCACUCCGACUGCAUGAUGCUGCCGGUGGCGCUGGGAGACCACGUGUCCAGCAGCACCUUUCCCCGGAUGCACUACAGCUCCCACUACGACACCAGGGACGACUGCGCCGUGGCCCACGCCGGCGCCAAGGCCAACCGGAUCCCGGCCAACCUGCUGGACCAGUUCGAGAAGCAGCUGCCCCUGCACAGGGACGGCUUCCACACGCUGCAGUACCAGCGCACCUCCGCGGCUGCCGAGCAGCGCAGCGAGAGCCCCGGCCGCAUCCGGCACCUGGUCCACUCCGUGCAGAAGCUCUUCACCAAGUCCCACUCCCUGGAGGGCUCGUCCAAGGGCCACGUCAACGGCACCAAGGGGGACGGCCGGGCGGACGAGCACGCCCACGGCCACCACUCCAAGCACGGCAAACGGAGCAAGAGCCGGGAGCGCAAGGCCGAGGGCCGCCACCGCUCGGGGCUCAGCAGCUGGUGGAGCUCGGACGACAACCUGGACAGCGACAGCACCUACCGAGCCUCCAGCGUGCUCAGCCGUCACCCCGCCGACCCUGCGGCCCACUGCUUCCCCGACGCGCUGCCCGGCCCCUUCGGGGACCUCUCGCUGCGGAUCUCCAAGAGCAACAGCGACGUCAAGUGCUCGGCCUGUGAGGGCCUGGCCCUGGCGCCGGACGCCAAGUACAUGAAGCGCAGCUCCUGGUCCACGCUCACGGUGAGCCAGGCCAAGGAGGCCUACCGCAAGAGCUCCCUGCACCUGGACAAGCCGCUGGGGCCCCCGGAGCUGAAGCCGCCACUGCGGCCCUGCCACUACCUGCAGGUGCCCCAGGACGAGUGGGGAGGGUACCCCACUGGGGGCAAAGACGAGGAAAUUCCCUGCAGGAGGAUGAGGAGUGGGAGUUACAUCAAAGCCAUGGGUGACGAGGAAAGCGGGGAGUCGGACUCCAGCCCCAAAAUGUCCCCCAAGGUGGCCCUCCGGCCGGAGCCCCUGCUCAAGUCCAUCGGACAGAGGCCGCUGGGAGACCUCCAAACCCAGAGCUACCUGCAAGCUGCCAGCGACGGGCCCGCCGGCCACAGCCUGGACCCCUCUGCCAACUACGGCUCCCCGAAAUUCCGCUCCCGGAACCAGAGCUACAUGCGGGCCGUCAGCACGCUCAGCCAGGCCAGCUGCGUCAGCCAGAUGAGCGAGGCAGACGUCAACGGGCAGCUCGAGUCGGUGUGUGAAUCCGUCUUCAGUGAAGUGGAGUCUCAGGCCAUGGACGCCCUGGACCUCCCGGGAGGCUUCCGCACACGAAGUCACAGCUACCUGCGCGCCAUUCAAGCUGGUUACUCCCAAGACGAUGAACGCAUCCCCCUGACGAUUCCCUCUGACGUCAGCUCAACCGCCAGACCCACGGCAGCCGUGUCCUACACCAACUACAAAAAGACGCCGCCUCCCGUACCCCCCCGCGCCACCUCCAAGCCUCUGAUCUCGGUGACAGCGCAGAGCAGCACCGAGUCCACGCAGGACGCCUACCAGGACAGCCGCGCCCAGAGGAUGGCCCCGUGGCCCCAGGACAGCCGCGGCCUCUACAACUCCACGGACAGUCUGGACAGCAACAAGGCCAUGAGCCUGGCCCUGGAGACGGCCGCGGCCCAGCGCCAUGCUGCCGAGGGCCAGGGCGGCUCGGCGCGGACCAGUGACAAGGCUACCGUCGUGUCCAAGGCCGAGGGCUUCCUCCAGAGCCGGCACUCCUCCGUCGGGGUCCAGGAUUCUGAAUUCCCAGAGCAUCAGCCAUACCCAAGGUCAGAUGUGGAAACGGCUACCGACUCUGACACGGAGAGCCGGGGCCUGCGGGAGUACCAGUCUGUCGGCGUGCAGGUGGAGGACGAGAAGAGAUGCGGACGCUUUAAGCGUUCCAACAGCGUGACGGCCGCGGUGCAGGCGGACCUGGAGCUGGAGGGCUUCCCGGGACAUGUCGCCACGGAGGACAAGGGCCUGCAGUUCGGGUCCUCCUUCCAGAGGCACUCGGAGCCCAGCACCCCGACCCAGUACGGGGCGGUGCGGACCGUCCGGACCCAGGGGCUCUUCAGCUACCGAGAGGACUAUCGGACCCCCGUGGACACUGCCGACCUGCCCCCUCCCGACCCCUGGCUGGAGCCGUCCAUGGACACGGUGGAUGGCGGCCGCAUGUCUCCGUGCCACAGGGACGGCGCUUGGUUUCUGAAGCUGCUGCACAGCGAGACGAAGAGGAUGGAAGGCUGGUGCAAAGAGAUGGAGAGGGAAGCGGAGGAGAACGACCUCGCGGAAGAAAUACUCGGGAAAAUCAGGAGUGCUGUGGGGAGUGCCCAGCUUUUGAUGUCGCAGAAAUUCCAGCAGUUUUACUGGCUUUGCCAACAGAACAUGGACCCCAGCGCCAUGCCCAGGCCCACCUCGCAGGACCUGGCCGGGUACUGGGACAUGCUGCAGCUGUCCGUCCAGGACGUCAGCAUGAAGUUCGACGAGUUGCACCAGCUGAAGCUCAGCGACUGGAAGGAGGUGGCGUCCCCGGAGAGGAAGGAGGAAAGAAAGGUCCCCCCUCCAAUACCAAAGAAGCCCCCCAAAGGGAAACUUCCCAUCACCAGAGAGAAGUCUCUGGACCUGCCGGACAGACAGCGCCAGGAGGCCCGGAGGCGUCUGGCGGCGGCCAAGAGGGCAGCGUCCUUCCGCCAGAGCUCGGCCAGCGAGCGGGCCGACAGCAUCGAGAUCUACAUCCCCGAGGCCCAGACCCGGCUCUAG